UUUUGUUUCAAAGAGAACACCUACAACGUACUCAACCAAAACCCAGUUACACAAAACGUAGAACUGAACAAGUAUCCACUGUACAAGAAAAAUCAGCAGUCAGUGCACCUGCAGGUUUCAUUUCAGCCACAAGCAAAUACCAAGAAGAAGAAAGUAAUACUGUUGAAGUACCAACAUCUGCUGUUAGAAUUGCCGCUUCACCACGUGACUCAAAGUCUGAAGAGCUUAAUUCACCAAGGAGAAUGUUGUGUGACCAGUCAACUGAAAGAACAAUCCUCCAGAGUUUCUAAUGCAUACCUCAGUUUUUCUUUUGAGGGGCCUCUCAUGACCCAGAAACAAAAACAAGAUUUAAAUCCUCUGAUCAUCAAGGUUUUGAGUGUAAAAUGUUUACCGGACACCCCUGUUUCAGUUGAAGACCUGGAGCGUUGGUGUGAUCCUGUUUACUGCAAAUACAAAUUCCACAACUUGCCACCCCAUCAAACACAAGGUCGCAAUCAUGGAACUGACGUCUUCUUCAACGACAUCAAUGUGAUUCUAGCAGGGACUAUGAUACCUCAGGAAUUACGUGAAUAUCUAAGAGGCCCACCUUUGGAGGUUGAAGUUCAUGACCGAGACAAGAAAAUAGAAACUAUCAUGAAAAAGCCUUCAUUGUUUGGAGAUGAGCCAGGGGACAGCAAGCUAAGUCAUUUGAACACUAUCACUAGCAAAUAUAUGGUCCAGAAUCCUAUGGCAGGCAAGGAGGAAAUAUGGCACCCAUCUGGGGUAGCUAAAAUUAGCCUGACUGAAUUAUUGCUGGGUGAAAAGCACUUGAAUAUCUGUGUACCAAUUCAGUGCUGCUCAGUUCAAGAUACAAGUAUCUGCAUGGCAGAAAAUGUUAGCUGGAAGUCUAUGGCAGCUGAUAGUUCUUUGCCAUCUCAGCUACCAAUGGGGCAUUACGUAGACUCAGAGGCUCAUCUUACAGUAAGAAUUGAAAUCAGUGUACCAUUAAGUCCUGAAGAUGAAAUUCCUGACACAGAAACUGUGUACUGUCCUUACAGCUGUAUCAUCUAUAUUUUUGACUAUAAAAAUAGAUCACUGUUGAGUUUUUUGCUGCAAGAGAUUACAGAAAUUAAUGCAAAAGCUUUCCAACUUGAUUCUUAUCCCCUACAUAUAAUUCAAAAAUCUCUUAAUACAUUAAAACUGACGAGCAAGCUUUCUCUAGAAGAAAUUUCCCAAAUGGACAUUAUUACUGGAUUUCACAUAAUGGAUGGAUCAGUUCACCUACUUGUUGUGGAAGGCUUGAAGGACAAAGCACUUAAGAAGAUGUGGAAUAAAAGAAUAGAUAGAAUGCAGGAAUCUAAGACUGGAAGACUGGAAAUACUCUAUAACUCCCAAAUAACUUUCCAUCAGCGCUUGUAUGUAGAUCUUGAAGCAAUCUUGUUUCAUAUUCGUCUCUGCAAACCACUCUCAAGUAUCACAAAACAGCCUUUGCUGUAUAUCAGGGACUUGGUUCCUCUGGCAUGCUUCCAAGCUCUGUCCAGGCUUGAUUACAUUUGCCACAGCAAGAAGUUAAGGGAUGUGGUACAUUACGAUUUGUUGCCCUCGGCAGAAAUGAUCAUUUCACUGGGUCAGGAGUUUGGGAUCCCCUUGGCUAAAGAUGACCUGCUUAUUCAGCAGCAGCCAGAAAUCUUGGAGACAUACAAGUUUCCCACCUACUUUCAGAAAAAACAAAAAAAGCACUCCUUUUUGGAUAACCAGAAUAAACUGUAUAUUCUGAGAAAAAUGGAAAUGGAAAGUCAGGCACCACAGGACUAUAUUCAGGCUAAUAUUGAGAAUGUGAACCUGCUUAGUAAGAUGAUGCAAAAUGAGGCCCUUGGCAUUAUUAGAGCUUUCCCUUCUGAUGGCAAGUCCAUUUUUAACUACAGCACUCAGUACUUGAAUUCUGCAGAAAUUGCAAAGCGUUUGCUUCGUCAGGAGAUGGCACAGGAACCAGGAAAAAGGUUUGCUUAUUCUCACAAAUAUGUCUCUGGCAUAUUUGACCCAGUGGAUGAAGAUAGUGUACGAAAGGAAUCCAUUGCCCUUUUAAAGAGGAAGUGGCUGACAUCAGAAGGGUUUGUAUUUCCUGGCUUUAAGAGCAGUGUUGAAUCCAACAUGCAUUCUCAUAUGCCUGAUGAGGCACGAGUAGAGGAGCUAACAGAGAAAUGGGAGGAGAACAUUCUUCACAGAAGCAUUUUGAAGCCAGUGCUGGAUCGUGACAGAUGGACUUGGGACAAACGGAAAGUUGAUUUUGAUCUUUACACAAAGCCUCAAUAUUCCUUUGUGGCCCCUGACACUGAUCCUUACGAGCAUAAAAGGGAUGAACGUUGCAACACAGCACUCAAAGUUCACAGGUGCUCUCCAGCAACAGAGCUCAUCUCCAGUGGACCAAAAGCCAGUUGCCAGCUAGACCGCUUCCAAGGCCUCCUCAAGGAUAAACCAAUGAAAUUGGCCUUGAAGAGCCAUGACAGAGGUAUACAGGACAUACCAGUUGUGGGAUGUAUAGAAAGGACAGAGAGUGGCAUCUGCAGAGGAUUAAUCCCGGGCAAUGAUGAUUUUCACAACUUGAAGGGGAAUGGGAAUGUAAUUCCUUGCCAUGACAGGAAAUACAAUAUGUUUAAAACUUUGAAAGGAGCAGACUUCCGAUUGAUUUGUCGUAACCAUUCAUUUAACUACAAGAGAAAACCUUCACAGAGAUGGCUUUUGGAGAAUUAAAUGCCAACAACAGAUGCAGAGUCUGUUACCCCCCCCCCUCCGAAUAGUGACUGAAAUUUGACAAGACACAGCAGAAGUCAUUUGGGUUGCUGUCUCCAAUGCAGUUAGAGCCUGAUCAUGCCAGAUUACCUGACUGCAAACUUCAUAAAGAAUCUACACUUUGUGAAAAAGUUACCCUUACCUAUCAACAGUUUUAUUGCAUAAAACCAAAUUUUGAGCAAUGUUAACAACUUACUUUGCAUGUUGUACAAUAAUCUUAAUGUGGUUUGAAUGUGUUAGUAUUUAAACACGACUUUUCUGGAUUCUGCUAGAAGAAUGUAAAAACUAUACAUCAUGACAGCUCUAAGGCCUGAUGGUGGCAGACUUCCUCAGUUUAGCCUUAUCAUCUGCUAUGCUGAGGCACACUAUCUUUGGAUUAGGGGCACUGUUUAUACAAUUCAUGGCCCAAAUGCAUUUUCCCUGUAAUGAAGUAACAACCAAAUCUGAUGGUUUAUAGGAUCCUUUUGCCACAGAACAUAUACCGCAUUUUUUUAAAAAUGUACAGAUACAAGUAUCUGGCUGAUAUCAAUCAAAAAGUAUUCUAGUAUCCACAAAGGGAAUUCAAAAUGUCUCCACAUCUGCUUAAUACACUGUCAUUCAUGCGGAAAUGUUUGAUUGCCACAUUAGUCACAGUUAUAAAAACUACAGGUGCACUCACCUCAUGAUCAUGAUUCCGCAAACCAAUACUGAUGGAUCGGCUAGCUCUGGAAAUAACAGCUGUCAUUGCAUA
Messenger RNA from Eublepharis macularius, 3499 nucleotides. RefSeq lists its product as uncharacterized. The record is from RefSeq and is a predicted model, not a curated record. The annotation marks the transcript as partial. Lineage: Eukaryota; Metazoa; Chordata; Lepidosauria; Squamata; Eublepharidae. The transcript is spliced from 13 exons.